AUGGUGGUAGAUUCACCCAACGAUCGGCAGUCGCUCGAGCUGCAUUGCCGAGCUGGAACGCGUAGCUGCACCGCUGGCUUCAUCAAAGUGGCGGCACAAUGGCUGCUGCUUCUGGCGGGGUUGUGGCACGCGGCUUCCGCAGGUGAGCUGCUGGCCCAAUACCCAGGCCCCGCCGAUCCUCCCAUGCACUUCGCUCAUCUGCAAGUGGACGCGAAAACUGGAAAACUAUACGCCGGAGCUACAAACAACAUCGUGCAGCUCGAUGCGAACCUACGAUUCGAACAAAUCGUGCCUACGGGGCCGAAGAACGACAGCCCCCUGUGCCACGCCACCGGGUGCAUGAAUCCCGACGAUAUGAAUCCAGUUUUGAUGGACAACUUCAACAAGAUUCUACUGAUUGAUCCCGAAGCGGACACGCUGAUUUUUUGCGGGUCGUUGUCGCAAGGUGCUUGCACUAUAUAUCAGUUGAAGAACAUCAGCGGGCCGAACGAUUUUAUACCCAUGAGUAUAGCUGCGAACGAUCCAAAUGCUUCUACGUUCGCCUAUAUCGGUCCGCAAAAUUACAACAUCUGGAGCAAAUCUAACAUUCUUUACGUUGGCACUACGUUCACUAACAUCGGUGAAUAUCGACACGAUGUUCCAGCAAUAGCAAGUCGAAACUUGAAGAAUUUGGGUAUCGCCGAGCUUAGCUUCAGCAAACAGUCCACUCUGAUGAUCGACGUGAAGUAUAGAGAUCAUUUUAUAGUGCAGUACAUAUACGGUUUCAACGCCAGUGAUUACGCGUACUUCGUGAUCGUGCAAAAACAAUCUCACUUGCCCGGGCAGGAAGAACAAGGUUACAUCUCUCGUCUAUCGCGGACUUGCAUCAACGAUCCAAAUUACGAUAGUUACACGGAGGUAACGUUAUCAUGCAUGUACGACGAUCAGAAGUACAAUUUGGUGCAAGACGCGAAAAUUACGUUUGUCGGCGAAGAGCUGGCAGAGGCUUUAGGUAUUACAGUUCGAACUCCAGUGCUUGUCGCAGUGUUUAGACCAUCUAAAGGUAUAACGAACGAGCCUCAGAAUCACUCAGCGCUGUGUUUGUAUCCACUUAGAGACAUUGAGUCGAAAUUCAUCGAAAACAUUCAUAUGUGCUUCAAUGGUAGCGUGAAAUACCGUAACAUGGGCUACGUUUCCGGGCCGAUAUUGGACGGUAAAUGCCCUACAAGCGGUAGCGCCGGUAACAUACCGAAUUUCUGCGAAGUUGGACUUAAAAUAAGCGGCCUUACCCCCAUUUUAUCCACUGCUUCGCUAGUAUUUUCCAACAUUUCCCUCUCUUCAGUAUCAACCGCCUCAACCGGUCGACAUGUUCUAGCUUUUCUGGGCUCUACUGACGGUCGGCUUAAAAAAGUUCUUCUCUCAGUCCCCGAAGUUACAGUCUAUGAAGAAAUCGUCGUCGAUGAUGGAAAUGCUAUUUUACCCGAUACGCAAUUGUCACCAUCAGGCGAUUAUCUCUAUGUUCUUUCUUCCUCGAAAGUAUCGAAAAUUAAUGUGGAACAUUGCAGUAGUUACAACAAUUGUUCUGCAUGCUUGGAGUCCAAAGAUCCCUACUGUGGAUGGUGCUCGUUAGAAAAAAGAUGUACUGUUAGAAGUGCAUGUCAGAAAGCGUCUCACAGCGCGCCGCGUUGGUUAUCUUUGGGUACCGGUCAACAGUGCAUCGAUUUCGAGCAAGUGUUCCCGGAGAGAAUACCGAUAAAUCAAAUGACGACCGUCCGUUUAACUAUAAGAACCCUUCCUGAACUCCCGUACGGCGCCAAGUACAAAUGUGUAUUCGGUUCUGCAGAGCCUAUAGACGCCGACGUAACGGACUUUGGACUUUCUUGUCCGACGCCGGACGUGACGCGCCGUCCGGACAUACCGCUCAAUAAAGAUCACGUCUUGGUGCCCUUGAGCGUUCGCUCAUCGGAGACCAACAAGGACUUUGUGUCGAGGAACUUCGCCUACUACGAUUGCUCGAAGCACUUGACUUGUAGGGACUGCGUCAACUCCAAUUGGGCUUGUAAUUGGUGCGUUUACGAGAAUAAAUGUACGCACAACAUUACAACUUGCCAACGGACUUCCUUUAUAGUUAGCGGAGAGAAUAAUCCCACCCAUUUGCAAAACCACGGUUUUGGAUCCUGCCCGCAGUUUAGAAAAAAGAAUGUGAUUUUGCUACCUAAUAAUGUUCCUAAAGAAAUGGUGUUCGAGGUUAGGAAUUUGCCUCAUCCUCAGGCCGACCAUACCGGCUUUCAAUGUAUCGUUACUAUUGAAGGUGCUAAAAUGCGUGUACCUGCUAGAGUUGAUUCGAAUAAGUUAAUUGUGUGUGAUAAUACAACAUAUACAUAUGAAGCUAAUGAAGGCGAAUAUGAGGCGAAUGUUAGAGUAGUUUGGAAUAGAAAUCAUCAUAUAGACUCGAUGAAUAUUAUAUUGUACAAAUGCGACAUCCUGGGUUCUCACAGAGAACACGCCGAUUGUUCAUUGUGCGUUACUAGAAACUCAAAGUAUCAUUGCACGUGGUGUGGAAAUACGUGUACCUAUAACGAAGCCUGCCAACAGAUACCGCACAUUGAAUGUCCCAGACCCAGAAUAGAUAUGAUAAAACCCUUGAGCGGGCCCAUAGAAGGUGGAACGUUGGUAACAAUAGAAGGAAGCAACUUGGGUUUAAAGGAGUCGGAUGUAAGGGGGAAAAUACGUAUUGGAGACGUACCGUGCGAGUUAAUAAAAUAUCAGGUGUCUGUGCGAAUACAGUGCAGAACUGGGCCGUCAAAAUCUGAGAGUACCGCUCCAAUAAUCGUAGGAAACGAGGCUGGCUUCACUGAAUCAUCUGUGGCUUUCAGUUAUAAGGACAUAAGGUUGUCAGGGAUUUUUCCAAGUCUUGGACCGCAAGCUGGCGGCACUCAAUUGGCAAUAACGGGGCAGUAUUUGAAUAUUGGGUCGGAAAUAACAGCCUACUUGGAUGACUAUAUAUGCCAAGUCAACUUGACUCAAGCUUCCAGUGGUAGAUUAACGUGUAUAACAUCGAGAGCCCGCCGCGCGGUUAACAUACGCCGAUUAACGCUGAGCAUAGAUGGCGCCAACCGCACCUUGGACGGGAACCCGUUUAACUACACUCAAGAUCCCACAAUCAUGGAAAUAAAACCGCUAAACUCGUUUGUUUCGGGCGGGAAGAUGAUUUUCGUGCACGGUACGAAUUUGGAUAGCAUACAAAAGCCAGAGAUUGAGGUUUACUCGCUUACUGAACCCAACGUUCCCAUCAAUAAAACUAUAUGUACUGUGUUGAGUGCCACGCAGAUGGAGUGCCCCAGUCCGCCGGUUAACAGACAGUUUAUGAUACAGUCCAGAAGAAAUGUGAGGGUUUCUAGAUCGCUGAGAAAACAAAGUGCUACCGUCACUGCCAAAGUGAAUGAUUUGCCUGAUACUCCUCAAUUGCUGCUGAAAAUCGGGUUUGUUAUGGAUAACGUUCACACCGUAAGGGAUCUGGAGAAGCAUUUCCCCAACCUGAGAUCUCAGUUGGUUUAUGUGGAAGAUCCGAAGUUCUUUAAGUUCCCGAAUCAAGAAAAACUCUACAAAGGCGACACUUUGGUGAUUGAGGGGGAAAAUUUAAACAUUGCCAGUGAUGAAGCGGAUGUUGUGGUCACUAUAGGCACUAAACAUUGCAACGUGACCAGUUUGGCUAUGAGUCAACUUGUGUGUUCACCACCGGAAGUGCAGCCUUUGGACACGGACGAAAACGGAAUUCCGACCGACACAAAUCUACCGUUGGUCGUUGUGAGAGUCGGCCGUAGCUUGAGAUUCUCCAUAGGAUAUCUCCGUUACGAUAUUUUCAAGAGUUUCUCCUUUCCCCCGGAAGCAAUCAUCAUGAUAGCGGCCGGCUCGGUUUUAUUUAUUUUUUUCUUUGUGGCCGUACUCUUCGUUUACCGUAGAAAAUCCACGCAAGCCGAGCGAGAAUACAAACGUAUACAAAUUCAAAUGGACACGUUGGAGAGCAACGUCAGAUCUGAAUGCAAACUGGCAUUUGCUGAGCUACAAACUGAUAUGACUGAUCUUACAGCUGACUUAGAAAAUUCAGGUAUUCCCACGCUGGAUCACACGAGUUAUAUAAUGAAAGUAUUUUUUCCCGGAGUCAGCGACCACCCCAUCUUAAAUGCACCCAAGCGUUCAAACGGCCCUAGGACCCACUAUGACACUGCAAUGUUGCAAUUUGAGCAGUUGGUCAACAAUAAACAUUUUAUACUAGCUUUUAUUGAUAUAUUAGAAUCUCAGAAGUCCUUUAAUAUUCGAAAUAAAGUAAAUGUAGCAUCGUUAUUAAUGGUAGUUUUAAUGGACAAAAUGGAAUACGCAACUGAUAUAUUGAAGAGUUUGUUGUUGCGGUUGAUAGAUAAGUCUGUAAAUACAAAACACCCUCAAUUAAUGUUAAGAAGGACGGAAAGCGUUGUGGAGAAAAUGUUGACAAACUGGAUGGCAUUGUGCAUGUAUCACUACUUAAAAGAGUACGCCGGUUCAUCGCUAUUUUUGCUGUUCAAAGCGAUCAAACAUCAAAUCGAAAAAGGUCUUGUGGAUGCUAUAACGCACGAUGCAAGAUAUUCGUUGUCUGAAGAGAGGCUUUUAAGGGAGAACGUUGAUCACAGUAUGGUCACACUUCAUAUUGUCCAAGACGAUCUCGACGAAAAAAUUCAGUGCAAAGUUCUAGACUGUGAUACAAUCAGCCAAGUUAAGUCGAAAAUUCUCGAUGCACUCUUUAAGAACACACCGUUUUCCAUGCGACCAUCAAUCUAUGAAGUCGAUCUGGAAUGGAGACAUGGUAGAGGAGGGCAUCUAACUCUGCAAGAUGAAGACCUGACAACGAAAACCAUGGGAGGUUGGAAAAAAUUAAACACUCUGGCCCAUUACGGUGUUAAGGAAAGCGCUGUUAUGUCGUUAAUAUCACGUCAAAAUGACAGUUUCAAUAACUGCAAGCAACCGUGUCACAAUUGCGUCACUGGAAUGUAUCUAAAUAACUCUCAAUCGCCAAUAAUAGCUACAAACGGAGAUAUUGAGGGAGGAGGUCAAAAUCCAAGGAUAUAUCACCUGAUUAAGCCCAUCGAAGAUCAUCAAUUUCCAAACAACAAACUUCUUCUGGAAAGAACGCAUAAAGCCAUCCCGGAAAUAUUUUUAACGAGAUUAUUGUCCACGAAGGGUACAAUACAGAAAUUCGUCGAUGAUUUCUUCUUGACAAUCUUAAGGGUGAACGAUGGUCUUCCGCCGGCAGUCAAGUGGCUAUUCGACCUGCUUGAUGACGCCGCAAGAAAGCACGGCAUACAAGAUCCCGAAGUGGUCCAUGCGUGGAAAUCCAACAGUCUUCCUCUACGGUUUUGGGUCAAUUUCAUCAAAAACCCCGAUUUUAUUUUCGACAUCAACAAAACCACAACGCUGGAUUCUUGCUUAUCGGUGAUAGCGCAAACUUUCAUGGACUCUUGCUCCACCACCGAGCACAGGCUUGGAAAGGAUUCGCCUUCAAAUAAACUACUAUUCGCCAAGGACAUUCCAAGAUAUAGGGAUAUGGUAUCGCAAUUCUAUCACGACGUUGCAAUGUUACCUGUCAUUACCGAUCAGGAAAUGGGUUCAGCGAUGCAGCAAUUGUCUGCGCAGCAAGCCGAAGAAUUUGACACAGUGGCAGCUUUAAAAGAACUCUACAUCUACGUUACAAAAUACAGAGAUCAAAUUUUGGACGCACUGAACGCUGAUCCGAACUGCCGCAGGCUCCAUCUGGCGCAUAAGUUGGAAAGUGUCGGUUACACCUUGGGCGGCGAAGAUCCGAUAACUUGCUGACCUGAACAGUCACCUGAUCUGUUGCUGCCUCUCGAUUUACUAAUGCCCGAAUAAAUUUUCCCUUCAACGGGAGUCGUCCCACCCACCCGACAAAUUUCUCUCCAAUUAAACUACUACUACUACUACAAAGUACAAUGUACAAACGUUGUCAAUUAAUUUUUCACGGACGACUCCUUUUGAAAGUCUAAAUUCGGGCGCCCCUUACAGCCCGUGGCGUAGCGUGUAUAACUGUGAUAAAACGCAUGAUCAGGUGACUGUGAAUGGUGAUGAUGCGUACUUACUUAACCCCUCCACUCAAGCGGCCGCUAAUUUCCUUCCAUAGUGCCUCGCUACACUAAAGGGACGUCGGUACACUGAAAAAUCGACAGAAAAAUAUCGCGCGACAUUCAGUUGCAAACAAUAUUAUUCCUGUCGUCUUUUAAUUACAAACUAAAUUACGAUUAAAAUAGCGUUCGGUCCGGUAGCUUAGUAUAAGUACCAACCUAAAGUCCAUUCAAAUCCAAGCUGGACUAAAUGUAAACACAAUCCUCCGAAUCGACCAAUAAGAACUCACAAUCCGAGUCACACCAUCAGAAUCGACCAAUAAGAACGAGUUAUCAUGCGUCUGGGCGUUUUUGUUUAGUCCAGCUUGGAUUUGAAUACACUUUAGAUCUUUUUUAUUUGACAUUUGCCCGACUGAUUUUUGCAUCAAGUGAGCUUUAAUUUUACCGAAUAUUUAUUAUAUUUAUGUCAGCUGAUUUUCUUAUUAAGUGUUUGUUUGAUUCAGUCGUGUAUAUGAUGAAAAUAGUGUGCCGGAACUACAUAUAAAUAUUAAAUACAUGCGCUGAAGGUGUGCAGUGCUGAGUAGCAAUGCAAAAUAUCCCCACUCUCUUUUAAGGCGUUCGAAAGCACUCGGCACUGUAUACCUUCAGCGUGAAAAUACGGUAUAAGUAAAUAGGUAUAUUAACGGUGAAUUCGUCUUCACGUUUCACGUCCAGUGAUUUGUACGUUACUACUUUUAAUUAUGUUUAAAUAUAAAAAUACUGCAUUAUUGUAUCUUAUCUAUUUUUUUUGUAAAUAUUAAUAUAAUAAUAUAAAAUGUGCAUAUAGAUAAUUAUUAUAUCGGAUUUAUAAAAGUGUUUAUAUAUAAGUAAGCGUAAAUUCAUCGAUAAAUUAGAAUGAGUUAGGAUAUCAGUUUUUUCAUAUUUUUACCUAUAAUGAUAGCAUUUUUUGACAAAUUAAUUAAUGUAGGUACAUACAUAUGUAAUAGGUGCUUUUUUAAAAUGUGACUACUUAUCAAUCUGUUCCUACACACUUGCAAAGUUUAUUCUGUUGCGAACUAACGAAAUGAUCCAAUUUUGAAAGAAAUAAACAGUUUUCCUUAAUAUUUUUCUAUAAUAAAAUGUGAUAGUGCAAAGUUCGUAACAAAAUGAACACAACAAUGUAAAUAAAAAAUAACCUCAGUUUAUUGAUAUAAAUAAAUGUGUAUAUUUUUAUUGCAGCUCAGAAUAUUAUUAAAUAGAUUUAAUUAAUUAAUAGUCAUAUUUUAAAUUAGCUUUUAUAAUUUUUUACAUUUUAAAAUAUCGAUGUCUCAAUUUUAAAGUUAAAUAUACAAAUGUUAGAUAAUGAUUAUUAUGACAGUCUGUUAAACCACCAUUAAUUGAUUCAUAUUUUUAACAUACAACUCUCUUAAGUAGUCAAACGCGUGCGCAAUGACGAAAAAAACUGACUCCGUAUGCAUCUAACUACUUAAGCCAAUAUUGCUAGAAAUAAUUUAUAUCUAAGUAGGUUCACCUAUUUUACUGUACUGAUGAUAUUAUUUUUAGUAGGUUACAUUUCUCUUUUAUAUUUUUGGUAAUGUGAUUGUGAAUUAAAGCUUUUUACAUAAAGUGUAUUGUUUAGUGAUAUUUUUUUACUCUAUUAAACAUGUAUUCCAAACUCA
This is a messenger RNA of Brassicogethes aeneus, 7747 nucleotides long. NCBI's taxonomy places the organism in Eukaryota, Metazoa, Arthropoda, Insecta, Coleoptera, Nitidulidae. The record is from the annotation of a GenBank genome assembly.